This is a messenger RNA of Rattus norvegicus (Norway rat), 3688 nucleotides long. It is a transcript of the gene Il13ra1, whose product is annotated as interleukin 13 receptor subunit alpha 1. NCBI's taxonomy places the organism in Eukaryota, Metazoa, Chordata, Mammalia, Rodentia, Muridae. The transcript has 11 exons. The record is from RefSeq and is marked validated. Bases 87 to 1367 code for a protein of 426 amino acids. Gene Ontology annotation, cellular component: membrane. Gene Ontology annotation, molecular function: cytokine receptor activity.
GCCGCGGCCGGGAAGUGGGAGCUAGAACAGAGGAGGCGGAGACUGCCGCGGCUCCAGCCGGGCCGGGCUCGGAGGCGAGGGGCUGCAUGGCGCGGCCAGCGUGGCUGGGCGAGCUGUUGGUGCUGCUGCUUUUUGCCGCCUCCCUGGACCAAGUUGCCCUGGCCACAGAAGUUCAGCCACCUGUAACGAAUUUGAGUGUCUCUGUCGAAAAUCUCUGCACAAUAGUGUGGACAUGGAGUCCUCCUGAGGGAGCCAGUCCAAAUUGCAGUCUCAGAUAUUUUAGUCAUUUUGAUGACCAACAGGAUAAGAAAAUUGCUCCUGAAACUCGUCGUAAAAAGGAAUUACCCCUAAAUGAGAAAAUCUGUCUGCAAGUGGGGUCCCAGUGUAGCACCAAUGAAAGUGAGAAGCCUAGCCCUUUGGUGAAAAAGUGCAUCUCACCCCCCGAAGGGGAUCCUGAGUCUGCUGUGACCGAACUGCAGUGCAUUUGGCACAACCUGAGCUAUAUGAAGUGUUCCUGGCUCCCUGGAAAGAAUACAAGCCCGGACACCAACUAUACUCUUUACUAUUGGUACAGCAGCCUGGGGAAAAGUCUUCAAUGUGAAAACAUCCACAGAGAAGGUCAACACAUUGGUUGUUCCUUUAAAUUGACUAAAGUGGAAUCUAAUUAUGAACAUCAUAACAUUCAGAUAAUGGUCAAGGAUAAUGCUGGGAAAAUUAGGCCAUCCUACAAAAUAGUGUCCUUCACUUCCAAUGUGAAACCCGGUCCUCCACAUAUUAAACAUCUUUUCCUCAAAAAUGGUGCCUUAUUCGUGCAGUGGAAGAACCCACAGAAUUUCAGUAGCAGAUGUUUGUCUUAUGAAGUAGAAGUCAAUAGCACUCAAACUGACAGCUAUAAUUCUAACUCUUUAGAGGUUGAAGAGGACAAAUGCCAGAAUUCUGAAUUUGAUAGAAACAUGGAGGGUGCAAGUUGUUUCAUAUCUCCCGGUGUUCUUGCCAACACUGUCUACACAGUCAGAGUAAGAGUCAAAACAAACAAGUUAUGCUUUGAUGACAACGACCUGUGGAGUAAUUGGAGCGAAGCGCUGAGUAUAGGUAAGGAGCCGAAUUCCACCUUCUACACCACCAUGUUACUCAUCAUUCCAGUCUUUGUCGCAGUGGUAAUCAUAAUUCUCCUUUUUUACCUGAAAAGGCUUAAGAUCAUUAUAUUUCCUCCAAUUCCUGAUCCUGGCAAGAUUUUUAAAGAAAUGUUUGGAGACCAGAAUGAUGAUACCCUGCACUGGAAAAAGUAUGACAUCUAUGAGAAACAAUCGAAAGAAGAAACCGACUCUGUAGUGCUGAUAGAAAACCUGAAGAAAGCGGCUCCAUGAUGGGGACUCGAGAUUUCUUUUUUGCCUUUAAUGUGACCCUGUGAAGAUUUAUUGCAUUCUCCAUUUGUUAUCUGGGGACUCGUUAAAUAGAAACUGAAACUACUCUUGAAAAACAGGCAGCUCCUAAGAGCCUCAGGUCUUGAUGUGACUCUUGCACCAAAAAUCCAAACUAAAGGAGCUCUUCAAGAAAAGCAGAGUUCUUCUCAUUCUUGCUCAAUCCUAAAAGCAGAUGUCCUUUGCAAAAUCUCCAAACUAGAGGACAAAGAAAAGGGAGCAAUGACCAUGAAUUCAUCUUAUCAGGAAUUGUGACGGCUUCCUAAGGAAUCUCUGCUUGCUCUGUAUUCUUUGUGUGGAAUAAGAUCAAGAAAUGUUUCUUGAGAGGAAUUUCAUUUGGGGUGUGUACACUAAUGUUGUACUUACCACAGAACAUCUAGCAAACAAAACUGAUAGAAUCUGCUGCCUAUUGUUCAGGAACCCACUGAGUAAUAUUUGUAGCUUUUAAACUACAAUAUCAUUAUCUACUUCAAUAGCAUUUUCCUCUGAUUGGAAAUUCCCAGAAAUCAUCUUGGACCAUGGUAAUGACACGUAGAGAAAAGGCAUAGGCAACUUUUCCACCAAGGCUGAUUUAUGUCAUUGCUUGUCUUUUAGGACAGUGGAGGCAGAAUGAGGUAGUCUCUAAUGAUGGAUGCUUACCUUUCAUUUCUGCUACUCAAGUCAAGUAUAGACUAUGUAUCUAGCUUGUGCCAAACCUUUAAGUAUGAGGAGGGAUGGGACCUCCCACCCAUGGGUUUACAUAUAUUUGGGGCUCCUUAUUUUUCAUCACCUUCUUUAUCCCCCAGAUAGGCAUUUCCGGACUUUUGAACUUCCCAUCUUCUGUUUAUGCCCCCAUUGUGCCUACUCCCCCAUCCUCUUUCUUGUAACCUUUUCACUCAGUGGAAUUGAGGAGACAAUUUUGCUUAGACUACCUAGUGGAGCAGGAAAUACUCUGCAUCUCAGGUAAAAAAAAUGAGUAGACUGAACAACAAUAUGUAAUUCAUGCAUAUUUUACAACUUCCCUGUGAGCCUGCAAUUUGAGAUUUUCAAGCAAUUGGUGUUUCUGUGUGUUUUCUAAAUAGAGAUGACGUCUUUUUUUUCCACUUAGAAUUUAGCCCUAUUUGCUUGAGAGGGGGAAAAAAUAAGAUUCAUAUCUGUUUCUCUUUGUUUGCAAAAUAAGCCGUACAAUGGCUGUUUUCUAUGCUGUAAGUGGUCCUGUCAAUUCUGUAUUUUACUGAGAGGGAGGCAAGUGGAGCUCCAACUAUGUGCUUGCUUUUUGCAUAUAUUAGGUUUCCAAUUCUAUUCCCACAAUAUAUGUUCAUGUACAUCCCCCCAUUCUGACCAUUUCCUGAAAAUUUAAAACAGUGAGAGUUACACCCCCUUCUCUUUCUCCUACAGAUCACUAGCCAGGACUGAAGCAUUUGAUAUCAAAAUUUUCCAGGCAUGUAUCAGUUCCUGUUAAUAAAACGAUACCAGUUGCAUCUCUUGUUCUUAAGCAGGGCAGAUAAGAGACCCCUGCUCUCCACAGGUUGGGACCACGGGGAACCUUGCUUGCCUGGUAGUGGAGGAGCAUUGUGCCUGGAAUUUCAGGAAAUAGGGGAACAUGGCACAAUUGAUGCCAUUUCCUCCUGGCACUUUUUGGUAUCAGAUUGUGGCUGGGAUACAGGCAUUCUGGGUGUUGCAGUCUCCUAUUAGUCAGUAGAAACAAGACUUCGCUUUCUUGCAUAAGUGUGAAAUACUCCUUCCCCGGGGUAUCAUAGUUCUGAGAAGGAAAGCAUCGUAAAUGCCUUGUACAGAGCCAUUGUUUACUACUGGCCUGUGUUGAUGGAGCUGAAGAGCAUGUUUUGAAAUGCUCUGGAAACCGUCAAUGCUGACAGUCUUACAGCAUGGAAACAAAGACAUCCUAUUUUGCUUCAAAUUCUCAUUCAGAAGUACAGUAGCAGGGGGGAAGGGGACAGACAGCAAAUAGGAGUACCUUUGUUUUAACAGACAAAAGUAAUCUCCAGGCCUUAAGAACUCUUCAUGAUAUCAGUACAUUGCUUAUUGGUAACUUGUAAGUUCAUAUAUUGACGAAGGUAUAUAGAUUUUUCCCCACUUACAUACGUAAAUCCAACAUAAAGCGGACAUUCCUACAUUCCUUUCCUUUCAUUCAGAUGAUGUUUCUGAAUCUGGGCACUGAAGGGAUGGCAUACAAUAAUGUUAAUGUUUUCAGUAAUGUCUUCAACUAGGAGGCUUUCUGUUGAACUACUUAUACAGAAGUAAAAUAAAUAUUGUCUUUUUGUAUGUCA